This is a messenger RNA of Naegleria fowleri, 615 nucleotides long. RefSeq lists its product as uncharacterized. The record is from RefSeq and is a predicted model, not a curated record. Gene Ontology annotation, biological process: electron transport chain. The coding region runs from base 1 to 615 and encodes 204 amino acids. Gene Ontology annotation, cellular component: mitochondrial inner membrane. Lineage: Eukaryota; Heterolobosea; Eutetramitea; Acrasida; Naegleriidae. The transcript has a single exon. Gene Ontology annotation, molecular function: iron-sulfur cluster binding; electron-transferring-flavoprotein dehydrogenase activity.
AUGAAAUCUGGAAUAUUGGGUGCUGAGAGCGUUUUUGAAGCCCUUGUUAAAGAUGAAGCUGAAGCGUCCACAUUCCAAGAACGAUUUAAGAGCAGUUGGCUCUAUACAGAGCUUUACAAAGAGAGAAAUAUUAGAGCAUAUUUCAAGUAUGGUUUAUAUCCUGGCCUAUUACUCUCUGGUAUUGAUUCAAUCAUAUUCCGUGGAAAGACACCUUGGACCGUUAAAAUGAAUACUGCAGACCAUGAGCACACUAAACCAAUUUCUGAGGUUACAAAAAUUGAUUAUCCAAAGCCAGAUGGAAAGAUUAGUUUUGACUUGUUGACAAAUCUUGCUCGUUCUGGAACUAAUCAUAAUCAUGAUCAACCAUCUCAUUUGAAAUUGAAGGACGAAACAAUUCCUGUCAAUGUUAAUCUUAAAGUUUAUGGUGGUCCUGAGCAAUACUUUUGCCCUGCUCGUGUCUAUGAAUUUAUUCCAGAUCAAGAAGGCAAUCCAAAACUUAAAAUCAAUGCUCAAAAUUGUCUUCAUUGCAAGGCAUGUGAUAUUAAGGAUCCUAAACAAAACAUUAACUGGACUGUACCAGAAGGUGGAGGUGGACCAUCAUACUUGAUCAUGUAA